AUGUCCAAGUUCUACGACUUAACUCCACUCGACAGUAAAGGAAACCCAUACCCAUUCUCUGAAUUGAAGGGUAAAGUUGUCCUUAUUGUUAAUGUUGCUUCAAAGUGUGGUUUUACUCCUCAAUAUGAAGGGCUUGAGAAAUUAAAUAAACAAUUUGAAGGUAAACCAGUUCAAAUUUUGGGAUUUCCAUGUAACCAAUUCGGUAACCAAGAACCGGGUUCAAAUGAAGAGAUUGGCUCAUUCUGUAAAGUAAAUUACGGUGUUACAUUUCCUGUUUUAGCUAAGAUUGAUGUUAAUGGUAACAAUGCUUCACCCGUUUAUCAAUACUUGAAGAGUCAAAAGUCAGGUUUGUUGGGAUUGACUAGAAUUAAGUGGAAUUUCGAAAAGUUCUUGGUUGAUCAGAAUGGAAAUGUUGUUGAGAGGUUUAGUUCAUUGGCCAAACCAGCAGACAUUGCUCCAAAGAUUGAAAACUUGUUAAAGAGCACCAAGUAA
This is a messenger RNA of Lodderomyces orthopsilosis Co 90-125, 492 nucleotides long. Its product is annotated as glutathione peroxidase. Gene Ontology annotation, biological process: response to oxidative stress. The transcript has a single exon. The record is from RefSeq and is a predicted model, not a curated record. The coding region runs from base 1 to 492 and encodes 163 amino acids. Gene Ontology annotation, molecular function: glutathione peroxidase activity. Lineage: Eukaryota; Fungi; Ascomycota; Pichiomycetes; Serinales; Debaryomycetaceae.